Coregonus clupeaformis (lake whitefish) is the source of this 1008-nucleotide messenger RNA. RefSeq names its product parvalbumin, thymic CPV3. The transcript is spliced from 5 exons. The record is from RefSeq and is a predicted model, not a curated record. Gene Ontology annotation, molecular function: calcium ion binding. Gene Ontology annotation, cellular component: nucleus; cytoplasm. Lineage: Eukaryota; Metazoa; Chordata; Actinopteri; Salmoniformes; Salmonidae. Bases 352 to 681 code for a protein of 109 amino acids.
CUCGGAUUUGGGUUUUUAACGGAAUUGGGCUUGAAGGUUUUCGAUAAGUAGCCUAGACUAUUCCUAAUCCAUUUGGCAGACGUCAUUAUGCAUCUGCAUGCAGAAGUGUUGUUGCGUGUUCAUCGAUAGCCUUUUUGACAGAUAAUUUCAAAUCGCCUACAUCAGAGGAAUCGGAUCCAGCAGCCAGAUUACGCCAAAAACAGAACAGGGACAUCAACAUAAUUUCACUAAAUUGACAUCAGCAGAUUAUCAGAGCAAGGAGAGGAAAGAGGUUGACAGAGAAAACGAACUAAAGCAGUACUUUUAGAAGUCAUCACAUGGGAGGGAGAGAAAGGGACAUAUAAGAUUAAUAUGUCACUCACUUCUAUCCUUUCUGCGGAGGAUAUCGAGAAUGCCGUCAAGGAGUUCCAAGCCCCAGACUCCUUCAGCUUCAAGAAAUUUUUCCAGCUGUGUGGCCUGACCUCCAAGUCUCCCAAAGAAGUCAAAGAUGUCUUCCAGAUCCUUGACGACGACAACAGUGGCUACAUCGAGGAGUCAGAGCUCAAGUUCUUCCUGCAACGGUUUGUUCCCGGGGCGCGGACGCUGACGGACGCUGAGUGCAAAGGCUUCCUGUCUGCAGCUGAUGAUGACAACGACGGCAAGAUCGGAGUAGAAGAAUUCCUGAUCAUGGUCCAGUCCUGAGAGAUCCAUGGGCGCAGAGAGAGCAGCAGGUGUUCAUUCUCCUCUCCUUCCUCCAGCUUCCAGCCUCCAGUCUACUUCCUCAAGCCUACAGCAGCUUCCAUUCCUGGGAAUUUGAUUUUCUCUGUCCUGCUUGAAUUGUACCCUUCAAAUUUAGUUUUUUUUCAGAGCCCCUCUCUAUUCAAUAAAAUUAUUAAUCCGUGAAACCAUUUUUGUUUGCCUUUUUAUGAAGUUCUAGAAGGUUGUAUAGCUGUGUCGCCCCAUGUUUCCUUCCAAUGCGCACGACAUUGUCUAUCAAAGAGAUUAAUAAACACGUUGUAACCUAUUGUG